Molecule: messenger RNA, 231 nt
Organism: Iphiclides podalirius (scarce swallowtail)
Lineage: Eukaryota; Metazoa; Arthropoda; Insecta; Lepidoptera; Papilionidae
Source: the annotation of a GenBank genome assembly
AUGUCAUGUAAAUUACAUAGAGUUCAUUUUUAUAAUCCUAAACCAGAAUCAAUUAAUUGUGCUUCGUUUAAUAAAAUUAAUAAAUCGCUUGCUCUUGCAAGAGCCGAUGCAUCGAUUGAAAUAUGGGAUUUGAAUUAUUCUCCAUAUCCCGUUAACUUUAUUCCCGGUGUAAAAAACUCUUCUGUGGAAGCUUUAGGAUGGGUUAACAAUAGGAUAUGCAGCAUGGUGCCU